Stylophora pistillata is the source of this 1021-nucleotide messenger RNA. RefSeq names its product retinol dehydrogenase 8-like. The record is from RefSeq and is a predicted model, not a curated record. Gene Ontology annotation, molecular function: oxidoreductase activity. NCBI's taxonomy places the organism in Eukaryota, Metazoa, Cnidaria, Anthozoa, Scleractinia, Pocilloporidae. Gene Ontology annotation, cellular component: cytosol.
UCAAAGGAGUUCUGAUACAAAGAGAUCAUGUCUUCUCCUCAAAUUGUGCUGAUUUCUGGCUGUUCUAGCGGCAUCGGACUCCCUACAGCUGUGUUUCUCGCCAAAGAUGCUCAGAAACGCUUCAAGGUCUACGCCACCAUGAGAAAUCUGGCGAAGAAAGGACAACUGGAGGAAGAAGGAAAGGAAUAUCUUGGAGACACACUGCUCAUCAAACAGAUGGACGUCUGUAUUGACGAGUCAGUGGAGAAAGCUGUGAAAGAAGUGCUGGACACAGAAGGGAGAGUUGAUGUACUUUUUAAUAACGCCGGCACGCUUAUUAUGUCAGCGCUGGAGUGUGUUCCCAUCAAAGUCACCAAUGAACUGUUUGAAGUCAACGUCUUCGGAGCACUGAGAUUGAUCCAGGCCGUGCUACCUAGCAUGAAAGCGAGGCGGAGUGGGCUGAUCAUUAAUAACAGCAGCCAUCACGGUGUUGUUGGAGUUCCUUUUGUGGAAAUUUACAGCUCGUCAAAGUUUGCUUUGGAAGGUCUGACAGAGAGUAUGGCUCCACUACUCGGUCAGUUUAACAUAAGAUGCUGUCUGCUGCAACCAGGUCCCGUUGAAACUCCUGUAAGGUCGAAAGCGAGCGACUGGAGCCAAGAAAGCUUAGACUUGACAACUAUGGACGCCAAGACGAAAAGUUUGAUGGAAGCGGUUAAUGAAUAUUUUGGCAAAAUUCUCGGUGAAACCAUUCAGAGUAGUGAAGAAAUUGCGCAAAUUGUACAAGAAAUCAUUUUAGGGGAGAAGAAAAACCUGCGACAUCAAACUAAUGUAAAAUACGGCCCCGGUGAAAUUGCUGCCAAAUUAGCAGAUCCUACGGGGGACGCAUUGAUUAAUCUUGUGGCUAAACGUUAUUUAAAUCAGUAAAUGUUCUGUUAUUUGUCUAACUCCAUUUCUUCAGUAAGCUUUUAAGUCGGAAAUCUUACAUUAACUUUGGUGAAGUUUACUUCAUAUGAGUAUCUCGACAUUGUGAAAAUUAGGUCUG